Molecule: messenger RNA, 8942 nt
Organism: Oryzias melastigma (Indian medaka)
Lineage: Eukaryota; Metazoa; Chordata; Actinopteri; Beloniformes; Adrianichthyidae
Product: nck-associated protein 5
Exons: 14
Coding region: 668-4870 (1400 amino acids)
Biological process (GO): microtubule bundle formation; microtubule depolymerization
Cellular component (GO): microtubule plus-end
Source: RefSeq, a predicted model, not a curated record
AGUCCCCAACCCCCACCCUGACACAUGUUCAACAUCCUCUGGGCACGGGCGGCACAGAGCACCGAGACACAGCUGAGAAUUAAAGAGAGAGAGCGCUCAGUGAAGUGGAAAUUUGUGUGAGCAUCAGAAAAGGACAGAAAUAGAGCGAUAAAGCAGUGAAUUAAGCAGAGGCAGGCAGAGAGGGGGGAGGAGGAGAAAUGGAGACGGUCUUUGAGUGAGGCGGAGAUGCUGCGUGCAGGAGAGAUCCUCUCGGGGCUGAGAGCCUCCGUCUUGUUUUGUGGACGUGGAUUUGCUCCCAUCUGAGCCUUGGUGGAAUUCGUUGCACAUCUGCAGACGGAGGAUGGGACUGUGGCUGGUCGUGAGGAUCCAUCUUGGCCUGCGAUUUCUGCAUCCUUCCCUGUGAGGAUGGCUGGAACGGCACUGACCCAGAUUGUGGAAUCGUGGUUGUUUGCCGAGCUCCGCUCCUCCUCCGAUCUGCCAAUGUGAAGGUGUGUGAUGGAUCCCUGCAGAGACCUCUCAGCCUGCUGACUCUGCUGAUAUUUGUCUCCACGGAUACACAGGCUACGCCACAGAGUCUGAGCCAUAAGCAUAAUCCUCAGCUGGAGAGCAGAACAUCUGAGUUUGGAGAGAAGGGAGAGGGGGAAAGUCUCAGCAGGGUGGACGGCAGAUGGUGACACUGCAGCAGCACUUCUCCAGCAUGGAGGAGACUGUGAGAACUCUGCUACAGAACCAGGACACAAUGGAGGGGCCCAAAGUGGAUCCAUUGGAUUUAAUGAAAGCAUACAAGGAUAAACUCCUGGAGGAAAUGUGGAAGCAGCAGGACAGUCUGGAGGGUCCCACAGCCACAGCGGCAGAGAUGACUGCCUCACCAGAGGCUGGCGGUGGAUCAGAAGGAAACUCAGAGGACAGCAAUCCCCUGCUCGAGCGCCUCCGAGCACUAGAGGCGGAGAACUCUGCUUUGUCACUGGAAAAUGACAACCAGAGAAAGCAGUAUGAACGCUGUUUGGAUGAGGUGGCUAACCAGGUGGUCCAGGCGCUCCUCACACAAAAGGACUUGAAAGAGGAGUGCGUGAAGCUGCGGACCCGCGUGUUUGACUUGGAGCAACAGAACCGAAUACUGAGUGUGCUGUUUCAACAACGUGUCAAAAUGUCUGCUGUUCCCAUCUCCCAGGAGGGCCAAAGGAACGGAAAAGCCGGCAUUCCUUCAGGAAGGUGGCCGAGCCUGCUGAGCCUCACAUGCCCCCGCAGCAGCGGAAGCGGCAGUAGCAGUGAGCUGUCACUGUCCAGUGCUUGCAGUGAAUUCUCCACUGGCUCCCACACUUGGGCAGAAGGACGUGGCUCCUCUAAGCAAAGUGCUUCAAGCCGGGACAAACGGUUGAGUAAUGGCUCUGUAUCCAGCAAUCAUUCUGCACCCACUGAGCAAAAAGACCUUGGCUGGAAGGAGGGGCAUAUAUUGAAAGGACUAAAACGUCUUCAAAUGAGCAACUCCAAGGAUGCAUCCUUACUUGCAUCUGAACCACACUGCAAAGACUGCAUGACCUCAAAUGAGGGUAUAUAUUCUCUUGGUGUUAAGUGUGGACAACAAGGAAUUGUAGCUAAGCAGGGAGUCCCUUCAAACAAACCUCUUAAGGGUAAAUCAGAGGCUACCACUCUGGACUCUGAUGAUCCAGAUGAGGACUCUGCAAGGGAGUCCAGAGAUAAACCACUGAAGGAGCGUCUUUGUUUGGGCAAAUUGGAUCUUGGGAAUAAAGACAACUUUCAAGAAGACUCCUUGGGACGUUCAGGCACUUCUGGCCUUUUCCCAUCACCUGGAUCUGAUAAGUUCUUAUUUUUGGAGGGCCCAUCAGUGAAACUUGGUGUGAGCCCAUCUGACAGCCUUACACAUCUGGAAGAAACUAACACAAACUCAUUGGAGAAGCACAGGACAUCAAGUCUAAACUUCAGUGACAGAAACAAUAACCAGGAACGCUACAGUGAGCGCAAAUCCAGACUUGAUGAUAACAAAAGACAACAAGAAAUCAACUCACACAAGCAAGUGGAAGCAGUCUCAAAUGGUGUGGACUUGUCUAUUCAGCAUGCUGCCAUGAGAGCUCUGAGCAGCAUGAAUGAUUCAAGACAGCGAAGCUCCUCAGUUGAGGUUCCUCACUGCAGAGAGGAAGCUCAUCAAGCUGAAAGUGAAACCAAGAAUUCCACCAUCUUGGAGUCUCCGCAGAGGAAGCCAUUGCCCCCGCUGUGUGACUCUGCAAGGAAAGCUUUCAUUCUCCGGAGCAAAAGCGCAGAUGGAGGGCAAGAAAAACUUAAGCAUUCUCCUCUACACCAAAAGCUUAUAAAAGGUCAAAGGACAAAAGGACAGACAAACCAAAACUCUUCAGGACAUAGUGUUUCUAGCAAAAGGACAAAUGUCAAUAAACCCUAUGGCUCUUGUCAGGAAACAUUGUCUAAAUCUGAGGAAGAUGAAGAUUCUACAAUAUCAUCAAGUUCUAAGUCUGCUGAGAAUAUACAACAGGGGUCUCCUCUUGCAUCUCCUGUGAAACAAUCAAAGGUUGUCAAGACUUCAGGCAUCAACGAGGGCUCAAAAAGUCCAGCAAGGUCUUCUUUGCACAUCAGUAGGCUCUCGAGUAGUGACUCUGUGGAGGAAAGCAUCUACGACAAUUUACCCUGCUCACCAAGAAAACAGAGGCGCCAAGACCAGCACGGUGAAGUCUCACAAACUGAGCCUAGAUCCCCCUCCCCACCUCCCACCCCAGGUCAAAGUACUUCCAUAAUACUUACAUCCAACUCUGACAACAAAAAUCAAAAGUCAUCUGGAAAACAGACACCAACAGCAAUGAAAACACAACCAAAUGAGUUCUUCUCUUCAUCACAAGCUCAAAUUCCUGACCCACUAAAAGACAAUCAACAAACAGCUCAACAAAGAGGUGCUGAAUGCAAACCUCUGAAAGACAUACCUGCCAAUAUUAGCCAUACCCACAAGCCACCUGUCCCCAUUCAAGAAUCCCAGCCUCCUGAGUCAGUAUGUACUCACAGAAAUGCCCCAUGUCUUGGAGAAAAUGCAUCUGCUGCAAUGUUUCCCCAUCCAAGCAUCCUUCAAAGAUCCCAACAGAGCAUUAGUGAGCCAAAGCUUUCAGAAUUCAUGCCACCAGUAUACUCCAACAUAUACUACCACGGAAAUGCCCACAAUCCACCAUCUUCCUCAUCGAGACCUAUGAAAAGGACUUUCCCUGCUAAUGCUAAAUCUCAUGAAACUAUUGCUGGACAAGACACAAGUACCUUCCUUGUUUUUGGAAGACAGCACAAAGAUGACCUGAAAAGUGGGCAGACCUUUCAGACUUUUACUUGUGACCCCCAAGCGGCACACGACUGUGGGGCACAUGAUAAAGCUCACAGAAAGAUUGAGACUCGUUGUAGUUCCCUGGACUCUGAGCCCGUUCGACCUGUUGCCACAGACAGCAGUAUGGUGCUAGACUGGGGAUUUGAUGAGGAAGGUUGGCUGUUCAAACGCUCUGUGUCUGUUUCCACCAGACCUAUUUUCAAACCUGUAAUGGGCAUGAACGGUGCAAAAGCUCGCAGUCAGAGCUUUGGUGCACGCUACAUGGACCGACCAAGCUUCAAUAGAUCCGGAAAGGUUCGUACUCAGAUCAAAACACACUCUGGGAGCUCUUUGAAUUCUCUUGGGGAUGUCCUUCCUGGUAGCAUGAGUUGUUCCAGCAGCUACCAUUGUCCAAUGAAUAGAUCCCUUUUGAACAACUUUCUGAUUGAAGAGGGACUGACUGUUCCUACACACUUGGGUUCCUCCAGUGAAAGGCUUCAGAGCCUGAAACUCCAACGAGAGCAAGCUAGGCGGCUUCAGAUUGAGCAACAAUUUUCUAGCGCAUUUGGAGAGCCAGUCUCAGAAGAACCAGAGAGACAAAGUACCAUAACCACCAUCGAAGAGAAAGUUAUGCUUGGAAUUGAGGAGAACUUGCACAAAUCUCAGGAACAAGAAAGAACAAAUGAAAUCAAGCAAAAGUCUGGCUCAAGUCUCGCAAAUUGGUUUGGUUUUCGCAAAAGUAAGCUGCCGGCACCAAGUAGCAAAAAAGCCGAACCACUCAAAGUCAAAGAGGAAAAACGGGAGCAAAAAAUUACAUCACUUCUUGGAGGGAAGAAUACGAAGUCUGACAAAAAGAAAGAAAGAAGGAAGAGUGAUGGAAAAGACAGCUCUGUUGGAAGGAGAGAGUCUCAUGAUGCAGUGAGGGCAUGCAUCUCAAUGCCCUGUCCCGGAAUGUCUCUGAGUGAAAUUCAGGGACACUCCAACGUCAUCGGGGACCCAAAGUUGCAGAUGAGUCUGAGAGCUGAUGAUGACAAAGGAUCCACGGCGAAGAACGUCCCCAAAGAUGCUGUAAUAGGCUCUGGUUGCAAGACGCGAACAUUGGAUAGUGGAAUCGGGACCAUCCCUCUCCCAGAAUCCUGUUCCUUCUUCUCCUCCAUUCUGCACCUCCUGCCUAAAUCCUCCUCAACCCCAGAGCAGUCCCUCAUAUCUCCCAGUGUCCCUGGUUCCUCCAGCAAGGAUGUGUCUCCUUCCCCGUUACCCCGAUGGAGAGUACCCUCCGGCUUUAAGGACAGCAGUCAUGCAGGGGUGCCCAGCUCCAUGUCUGACUCCUCCAUGACCCAUAUCCCGUCAGUGCCUUUUCCCUCUGUGGCCUUUCUCCAGCCCCUCCAACCCUCGUCUGAACCCUUUUUAACCACUGCCAGUUUGUGUGAUUCCCAAAGCAGGCUGUCCAGGCCGACACAAGGUGGAGUGGAGCCAAAGAAAAUGACUAACAUCAAAUCGAAAGGACAUGUCACUCCAGGUCAACAGAAAGACCAGACCAGGCUUCAGCUUGCCAACUAGAAACUGAAGCUGUGAGAGCUGGCUGGAAGAAGAAAAGAAGAAAUCGAUUAUCUCUCUACCAGAUAUAGAAGAUCCAUAAAAAUCCUACACUUUAAACGUGGUGUCUGCGUGUGAGGAUUAACACCCAAGAAUGAACAGCAUGUGGCAUUGGAGGCUCCCUUGCAGUGUGAAGAUACGGUGUGGAGUCAAGCUCUCCGGCAAACAUUUAUGGAAGCCCACACCUUUCUGGCAACAGCUGUGAACAACAAACUGAACCUCUAAAUGUGCGACCCCAGACACUGACAGACAAUGUUUCUGCUGUGUACAUACCUCUUCAUCAACUUAUAUGUAGCUACUUUCCUUUCUAACCAGCGAAUGAGGAGUGCAUGUGAGCCAAACAUAUCACUCGGUCAGCUGAAGCAUCCACGGCAUGAGAGCAGCAGCUGCAUCAAAGCUCCUUCAGUUUGAGUUUGUGGACCACAUGAUCACAUGUUUGCAUCUGGUGGAAUCAUUUAUUGAUGUUUAUUUAUUAAGUGUAAAGGAACGCAUUUAGGAUAACAUGAGGCACGCCAGAAACAAAUAAUUUAAAGAAAAACUGCCAGGAUCUUAAACUGAAUGCAAUAAAAUCUUUUUUUUUAACUGAGUUUCAAAAUUCAACAACUCAGUUCAAGAAGAAAAUCCAAACAGAAGCUAGAUUAAGCAAUAAUGGCAGAAAAAAAUCAUAAAACAAUAAUUAAAGGCAUUUAAAGCAUAAACUCCUUGCUUAACCAACAGAAAAAGCUUGUAAUGUUAUUGAUUCCUGGGGUAGAAACUUUAUUAAUUUAUAACAAUUUUGGGAGACUGUUUUUUUAAUAUUAUUAUUCUUUUAAAUAAAGAAAAAUGAAAAAGAAUAAAGCUAAAAUAUUUUUAGGAGGUGAUGGAGUAUGAAUAAUGAUAAGGCCAUCAAGCAUUAAUGUAACCUGAAACAAUUAAACAGAAUCUCAAAUGUAUGAAGGUAUUUAUGUGUAGCUAAUAUUGCUGAGUAUUGCCAAUAAUUUCCAGAAAUUCCAAUUUAAUUCAUUUUUUUUUCUAUUCUUUUGAACUACCCAAUUCAAUUUGGUUUUGAGUUUACACAUUAAGUGUCUCAAACAGGCAGACAGCUGGUUCCAUGUGCAGCAGGUUUAUUAGUUCAGACAGCAACUAAGCACAGGCAAAAGUUCACAAAGCUGAGUCAGGGUCAGCAGAGGUCAAUCACGAGCAUGGGAUCACCCAAGAAGAGACUAUAGCUGUCAGAGUCCAGGCGAGGGUCUGGGCAGGCAGCAGGCAAUCACAUUAAAGCAGGGUCAAAAAUGGAACGCUCGGUAAUGCAGGCAGGGUAACACAAACAAUACUUCACACUGAGUGAGGCUCUGUGCAGCGCUUAAGUGUCCUGUGGGUAAUUGGUAAAUGAGAGACUUCUGAGCAGCAUCCAGGAAUUGUGCGCUGGGGUUUCUGGGAGAUGUAGUGCAGUCGGUACUCUGGAGAUGUUCCCCACUGGUGACUAGAGAGCACUGACUCCUGGCAUUUAUACACAUUUGUUUAGAAAUCCAUUAAUGAUUUAUAUAUGUUUUGAAGAUUUUCAUAUUAAUCUGAUACAGUUCACAUACUGUAAAAUAUAUUAGUGAAUAGAUGAAUUUAUUACUGAUCAGAUUGUUAAAACCAAACAGUGUUACAUUGAUUCUCAAAUGGAGAGGCUGCAAAAAUUGUUCUGUUUCUCCUGGAGGGAGUUUCAGUUUGGACACUAGGUGGCAAUCGCGCUACAUAAUUACACCUUAUUCCAGAAGAAGAAGAAAGAAUAAGCAAAAAAAAAACAAAAAAAGAAUUCACAUGGUUACUUUAGAAAAUUAUUUCCUUAAAAGAGUUUGGAAAAUUGAUGCCUGUGAGUAAUUAAAGAUAUUACAUUUAGUCCACAAAGUAUUUUUAGGUCGACAGAGCGUUAGCGUUAGCCGUCCUAUUGGAAAUCCCAUUAUAUGUUAGCAUCAAGCUAGCAGACUUUAGCAUUAUGGGUUAGAUUGAUCUCUACUUUUAUGGAUCAGUUAUUGAUCUAUUAAGCUUAGACUGAUUAAUCGAUUUUAUCAACCCAGCCCUAGUAGCCAGGUAAAAAAGAAAACAAAUUGUUAAUAACAUCUUCAAAUAUAAAACUUGUUAAGUACAAAAAAUAAAUCUGAAAAAUGCACUUUGAUUGUUACAGAUGAGUUCUCCUUUAGAAGUUGACAAAAACACUGGAUUUAUGUUGGAGCCUACAACUAAAAUAAAUAUGAAGUUUGUCAAAAGUAUCUUAAUGGAAAUUAAUGCUUUCUACUCACAAAUCAUUUGUACUAUAUCAAAAAAACAUUGAGCAAAAAGCAGUAAUUUUAGAGCAGCUUAUUUUACAUCAAGUUUUGUCAUUCAUGCAUUUUCUGUUGUUGCUUUAUCCGGUUCAGUCAUAGAGGGCCUGUAGCAGUUGAUAUCUGUAAAGAUAAAGCUCAGUAAAUCCAAAAUGGUACAUAAUAGGUAUAUAUUUUUUCUAAAUAGGGGUGAGAUCAGCAAUCAAAAAGUCUCCAAUAAUUAUUUUGUUUGUUUUUGCCACACAGUUCGGAUCACCGAGUACCUUUAAUGAACCAAAAGUAAUACAACUGCUUUCAAGACGUACAUUGUAAUUCCCAGUAUGUGCAUGUUAAAAAUACUAAUUAAAAAUAUUAAAGUUUAAUAUAGAUGUCAUAGUUUUGAGCUGGCAUUAGUGGGAAUCUCAUCAAACAUGUUGAUCUGUUUGGAGCAUAUCUUGUGUACAGCACUAACUGUUGGAUGCCUUUCUGAACCUGACCAGGUAAUGUGAUUCUGUCAUGUGUGCACUAGCAAUUCUAAGAUGUCCUCUGUUAAUCGUAACAAUGGUAAUUUCCGUAUGCAUGCAGCAAGCUGGGUUUGUCCAUAAAAAUCUGAUAUCAUAACCAUGAACUUUGUUGCAAGUAAGCAAGCACAUUUUUCUCUACAAAUCUUGACUUUGGUAAAUAUCUCACAACAUUUUAUUGCUCUGAGUGUUUCUUUUCAUCUAAAGAGUAUUGUCUUUUUUAUUUCAUCUAGAAUUUUCUAUAUUUCCACAGUAAUGACAUCAAGACAAAGUGUUUUGCAUGCACCUUUAGUUAAAGAGGAUCUAGUCAGAGCAUAGUGGACGUUGUUUUACUAGCUCAGGGAAAAUACCAAUUAUUGUCUGUGAUAGAUGCUGUGGAUUAAAUAAGUACACUGCACUUUCAAUAAGGCUAACUACUUAUUUAAGCAAAUGCACCAGGUGUCAUUGCUUCAGCUUAGAGUAGAAUCAGUAUCUCCCUCUUGUCAGAUCAGUCUUUCUGUUGUUGUUUUCUAUAACUGCUUUGUGUCAUAACUGCAUUCCCACAUGUUUAGCAAUUUGAGCUGCAUUUCCCUGCCACACCUUCGUCUCUGCUUCUCAUGUGUACAUAUUUGCCUGAAUGCAUAUUGCCAAACUGCUCAUGACAUGUAAAAACCGAAUGCAACUACAUCUCAACAUCAGACUCAUCGUUGUGACUAUAGCCAUAUUUUUUUGGAAAACACUUGAGACAGUUUACAGGUUUAAGCACUGUAGCAUUGCACACUGGUUAGUCUUGUUAUUCUACUUUAUUUACCUCUUCUUCCAUUAUGCACUUGCGACACGUUCUGAAGGAAGUAUCUGUAAAAACUGUUUACAGCAAUAGCAACACGUAGGUGUAUAAAAAUGAAAAGGAACACGGGUGAGGGGGAGCAUCAGGGGACAGACGUACUGAGCUGAUACGGGUAGGCGGAGCAUCUGUAUAUUAAAAAAUGGCUUCACUUUCACAAGAGUGUUGUAUUUUUCUAAAAAAAAAAAAAAAAGGUACUUUAAUUUCUGUGUUUCUAUUAGGCACUGAUAAAUGUAUCGGUUUAUUGCACGUAUUGUUUCUCACUUUCACUCUAACUGUCCUAAAUGUUUUUCCAUUUCAGAAUCCAGUUAAAACCGUGAUGUUCUCGUGUUAAAGUCGCCUAUAGUGUGAACUCAUAAUUGUUUACUACCAAUAUUCUUUGUUUUAUGUCAAAAACAGAAAAAAAUAAACUAUUUCAAUACUUA